Physella acuta is the source of this 1124-nucleotide messenger RNA. RefSeq lists its product as uncharacterized. The record is from RefSeq and is a predicted model, not a curated record. NCBI's taxonomy places the organism in Eukaryota, Metazoa, Mollusca, Gastropoda, Physidae.
UAUUCAAGCCAGAAUGUGGUGGAUCAACCAAAUGAAGAUGUUUACAUAUAUCUUGUUAAUGUGUGUCGCACAAGAUGUCUUUUCAUCGGGUUACUUUAGAGUUACUAUAAGAUUUACAAAUCUGGAAUUCACUCCGGAACUGCAGAACAGAAAUAAUAGAUUAUUCCAACAGAGAUCUAAAAGUAUUGAAUCUGACAUAGAAUAUUUGUUUAGGAAUAUAGUUGGAGGUCUUUCUGCGACUGUGCUGCAGUUUGGUAAAGGAUCACUGGAAGUAACUUUUGAUUUGGGUUCUCUAGGAGAUGUUGAUGAAGCUGAGAUUAGACAAAUCUUAGAAGAAGCUUUACGGUCAGGAAGAAUUGGUUCCAACACUGUUACAGAGGGAGGUUUUUCUUUUGAAGCUCUUCCCUCUGUCAGCUGUCCAAAUCAUGUUGGUCGCCUACCUGAUAGGUUGCCUCGAACUGAUGACAGUGGUGCACAUUUUCUCAUCAAUAAUGCCUUCCCGUGUGAUGGCAAAGUUAUAAGUUGGGAGUACUAUAGAUUAAUUCCACAAGGCACUGCUUAUGUUGGAGUCUGGAGACAGGUGAACGAUGAGUUUCUCCUGGUAAAAAGAACUGCGCUGCCGUCAGGUCAGCAGGGUCAAAAUCAAGUGGACGACAGUGAGCCAAUCCAGGUUAAGCGUGGUGACUUCAUUGGGAUCUUCUAUCCUGAGAGUACACCUCAAAAUGUUAUUGCUCAGGCUAGGGUUGAGGAUGAUGCUGUCUUAUCAAAGGAACUCUAUCAGACAUAUUAUGCUAAUCUUUAUAACGAAAACAUUGGACAGGGGAAAAAAUCAACCUCAACAAUUACGACGUACAGUCCACCAAUGCAACAUUCUCCAUUAGAGCAAUCAUGGACUAUGACGAUUCAUUAGCCUAUUCAUGCGAGCAGAAUGAAUUUGACUGUGGAAAUGGCUUUUGCAUUGAAGCUGCUUACAAGUGUGACAAACAAGAAGAUUGCGACAAUGGCAUAGAUGAACAGGGCUGUGAAGUGUCUGUCUCUGCUGUUACUGUUGGUGCAACUACCAGACAUACAACAAGACCUGCACCCAGAACUACAACCCCAACUGACACUUGCCUUGAAGGAAG